This is a messenger RNA of Macadamia integrifolia, 743 nucleotides long. RefSeq lists its product as uncharacterized. NCBI's taxonomy places the organism in Eukaryota, Viridiplantae, Streptophyta, Magnoliopsida, Proteales, Proteaceae. The coding region runs from base 64 to 528 and encodes 154 amino acids. The record is from RefSeq and is a predicted model, not a curated record. The transcript is spliced from 2 exons.
CCAGUCACAACUUCCAACUUUCAGGCUCCAGCACUAAUCAAUCAUCUAUCUAGAGAGAGAAAGAUGUCGGAUUGGGCACCAGUGUUCGUGGCCCUCGCGCUGUUCGUGCUGUUAACGCCGGGUCUGCUAUGCCAGAUGCCGGGGAGGACCAGGUUCGUUGAGUUCGGCAACUUACAGACCAGUGGGACAUCGAUUCUUGUUCACUCCAUUCUUUACUUUGCUUUCAUCUGUAUCUUCUUGCUUGCUUUUCGACUUCACGUCUACCUUGGUAUCGCACUUCUCUCUCUUUGUUUCUUUCUUUCUGGAAGAAGAUCGAAAAUGGCGGAUUGGGCACCGAUUUUGGUAGGGGUGCUGUUAUUUGUGCUGCUCUCACCGGGUCUUCUCUUUCAGCUACCGGGGCAUAGCCGCCAUGUGGAGUUCGGGAGCUUCAAGACCAAUGGCAAAGCCGUCGUCGUCCAUACUAUCAUCUUCUUUGCUAUCUUCACCAUCCUCAUCCUUGCGGUCGGCGUCCACAUCUACACUGGCUGAGACGAUCUGAUUCGAUCUGAUCUGGUAAAACUUUUUUUUUUUUUUUUAAACAGAACCUAAUUCCUCAUGCUGUAUUUGUAAUCUGUACAAGGGUUUAGGGUAUCUUCCCUUAUUUAAUUUCUUUUUGUCUGUGAAAUCAAUUCGUCCCUUGUUACUAUUGGUUUUGUGCGUCAAGGAACGAAUCUAUCGGGAAAUCAUCAUUGCUUAUUUCGCCA